Messenger RNA from Naegleria gruberi, 1632 nucleotides. Its product is annotated as aldehyde dehydrogenase 2 family. Gene Ontology annotation, molecular function: aldehyde dehydrogenase (NAD+) activity. The transcript has 4 exons. Bases 1 to 1590 code for a protein of 529 amino acids. The record is from RefSeq and is a predicted model, not a curated record. Lineage: Eukaryota; Heterolobosea; Eutetramitea; Acrasida; Naegleriidae.
AUGAAACAGAUGAAGAGAUCCAUUGUACAAUUAGCCAAGGCUCAAACUAAGUCUACCACUGCUGCUGCCUUCUCCAACACCUUUGUUAAUCAACAACGUACCAAGAAGGUUGAUGUUAAGGUCAAGAAACUUUUCAUUGGUGGUGAAUUUGUUGAAGGAAAGGAAGGAAAGAAAUUCUCUGUAUACAAUCCAGCAACUGAAGAAGAAAUUUGUCAAAUUUCCGAAGCCACUGCUGCUGAUGUUGAUGAUGCAGUUCGUGUUGCUAGAAAUACCUUUGAAAACGUCUGGAGAAAUUAUGCACCAUCCCAACGUGUUCGUCUCAUGAAUAAGUGGGCUGAUUUGAUUGAAAGAGAUGCUGAUUAUAUUGCUGAUUUAGAAUGUAUUGAUAAUGGUAAGCCACGUGAUAUGGUCAGAAAUGUUGACAUUUACUUGGUUCUCCAAUGUAUUAGAUACUAUGCUGGUUGGGCUGAUAAGAUUAACGGUAAGACCAUUCCAGUUGACUCUGACUUCUUUGCCUACACUCAAAGAGAACCAGUUGGUGUUUGUGGUCAAAUUGUUCCAUGGAAUUUCCCAUUGUUGAUGGCUACUUGGAAGUGGGCACCAUGUUUGGCAACUGGUAACGUUUCCAUUUUGAAGACUGCUGAACAAACUCCAUUGUCUGCAUUGUACGUUGCUAAAUUGGCUCAUGAAGCUGGAUUCCCACCAGGAGUCAUUCAAGUUUUGAGUGGUUUUGGUGAAACUGUUGGUAAUGCAUUGACUCAUCACAUGGAUGUUGAUAAGAUUUCAUUCACUGGUAGCACUGAAGUUGGUAAAAAGAUUCUUGGAGCUUCUUCCAAGACUAAUUUGAAGAGAGUUACUCUUGAACUCGGUGGUAAAUCAGCAUUGAUUGUCAUGGGUGAUGUUAAGGAUCGUGCCACUCUUGAAAAGGCUGUCAAUAUUGCCAAUCAAGGUACCUUCUUCAAUCAAGGUCAAGUUUGUACUUGUUCAUCUCGUGUCUUUGUUGCCUCCAAUAUUUAUGAAGAUUUCUUGAAGAUUUCUAAGGAACUUGCUGAAAAGAGAGUUGUUGGUAACCCAUUCGAUUCCAAGACUGAACAAGGUGCUCAAGUCAGUGAAGAACAAUUCAACAAGAUUAUGAGCUACAUUGAAUAUGGUAAGAAUAAUACUAGACUUGUCACUGGUGGUGAACGUGCCCAUGCCAAGGGUUACUUUGUUAAGCCAACUGUCUUUGCUGAUGUUGAAGAUACUCAUAAGAUUGCUCAAGAAGAAAUCUUUGGACCAGUUAUGAGUGUUUUGAAGUUUGAUCAUGAUAAUGUUGAAGAUGCUAUCAGAAGAGCCAACAAGUCUGAAUAUGGUUUGGCUGCUGGUGUCAUUACUCAUGAUCUCAACCAAGCUCACAGAGUUACAUCGGGUCUUAGAGCCGGAACUAUUUGGGUAAACACAUGGAAUGCUUUCUUCAGUAAUAUUGAAUUCGGUGGUUACAAGAUGUCUGGUCAAGGUAGAGAUUUGGGUGAACAUGCUUUGGAUGAAUAUACUGAAAAUAAGUCUGUCAUUACUCAUAUCCCAGGUUUGAAACGUCCAUACAAGUUUUAAAUUAUUUUGAAUAAAUGGUAUUGUAAAAUCAAAUAUUCAAGC